GCGCAGAGGCAUUUAACAGCUGAUUUAUACUUGGAUCAAAUUAAUUAGGAUAUUUAUAAAGGGAGAUAUCACAGUAAAAGACAUUGAUAUUUGCAUGUCACACUUUUCAAAAAGUUUAACAUUAACGUGAUUUAUUCUUUUCCACACUAUGAUCACAACUAUGCACGACUAUGUCUCUACAUGUUGAUAUGUUACUGAUCUCCAUAUCAACAUGGGAUCAGUAAAUGUCCAGGGAACAAACACUUCGAUUGCAGACUGUUUUAAGUAGCCAGUAGUUACUUUAACAAUGAACUGGACUGGAUUUUUCCACACACUCUACAGUAAAGGUCAGGAUAGGGCUUUACCACUUGUGGAACCUGAGGCCUUUUGGAGAGCAAAUUGUGCUUUUUGACCAUGUUUAAAUCCAUUUUGUCUUUAGUGAUUUUCCAUGGUACAGGAUAAAUUGCUGGUUCCCAAGUGAGGAUAAUCUUAUCCCAUUUUCUUGCUCACAGCACAUCUCACAACCUACCCCCCCCAGGGAUAAUACAUCACAAUACAAAGAUUUCAAAUUAUAUUUGUGCAGCCACUGUAAUGACACAGUAUCUAUUAUUAGUUUGUAGUAAUCAUGCUGGCAAGUACCUCAGUUUUUCUGUUUUGCAACUUUAGUGUACUUAAAUUUAAAUUUUAAAUAUAAACUAGUUUUGCAUCUGUUUUCUUGAGCCUGUUUAGUGUUUCUGGUAUCCUAGAGCUUAUUUCCAGCAGUCAGUCGGCAAGGUUGAUCAUAAAUAACUCAUCAGUUCUUCGUAGGCCGAUUAAAGGGAGAAAACACAGGAAAGGCAACCAUGCAUGCACUUUUCACAUCUCUUCUUAUUUAGAGGAGAUGCUUAUGUUAAAUAUUCACAUUUUCUGCCUGAUGGAGGAAACAAGUAAAUGUAACGCAGUUGGGAAAAGAUACAGACGCCACACAAAAAUGUCUGGUGAGAUUUAAACCAAGAAACUUCUUGCAAUGGGGAAAUAACUAAUUCUUUUACUUUCAGUAUUUGGUUUUGCUGCUCAAUUUCAGCUCUCUUCUCUUUGGGUUGAUCUUUAUUGCUCUAUUUUUUUUUUUUACACGAAUGUUGGUUUGUUGCAAAAUAUGACAUUAAUGAUGGAAAUAAACUUUCCUACACUUACCUCUUGUGCUAAUGAUGAGGUCUGUUCUAUUAAGCAGCAAUAGUAGCUUUUUUAAGAGUGACUUGUUCAGUUUAAUGUUUUCAGAAUUAUUGUGGGUUCACAUCUGAGAGUAUCGGGAUGAUAACUUCUGCUGGAAAUUGAACCUACUGUGUCAAUAUUUUCCACAACUGUAAUGACAAAUCAAAUUAGUUCAUACCCUGUCAAAAUAAUUUUGGAGGGAACAUUGUCCAGAUUGACCUAUCUUAGCAGUAAAGCCAGAUGUCAGGGGGAUAUAAGGUUCUGCAGCCUUGCAAGAACAGCAAACUACUAAAUAUGCUUCUCUUUGAGGAAUGACAAAGACAGCCUUUUAGGUCUAUGAAGGGGAUGCUGCAUUAUUGGAGUCAGAUGGUUAACUACAAGAACACAGAUCUGUAGAGAUUGGGUGGAUGCAUGAAAAACAGAGAGGUUUCGAGCAAAUUUGGGUGGCGUCACUUAUUGCAAUCACAUGUUGCACAAGAGAGAAAAAACCCUGAAAGUUAUUUUUAACUAUGUCUGAAUCUGGUUAUGGCCAGAGUUUCUGUACUAACCGGUUUCAUUGUCUGUUUUGUGUUAGAAAAAGUAAAUAAAUGUCGCUUUAAUGAAGACUAAUCUCACUAUUCUUAAGUUAUUGUGUAGGGGGCAUACUGACACAUUCAUGUAAGUUUUACUUGUUCUUUGGUAAAAGAAACUGUUCAUUUAAUAAAAUAUAGCACUAUUAUUCUAAAAGUGGGCCAAAUUACAUAAUUUGGUGAGAAAUUGUGAUCUAAAUAAUAAAGCGUGUAUUGUUAAAGGGUGAAACUAUCCAGAAAAUCUUGACCUUUCCAUUUCUGCUAUUACAUUAAUGCUCCUUUCACUGGCAAGCAUAACCUGUUCUGUGAUUGUUUGUCACAGACUGUUUGCAUUUAAUUUCUAUCUUCUGGGCUUCAACCGCCAAACCCCCCUCCCAAGAAACCCCUUAAUUAAUCCUUUCACUGAACACCUAAUUUAAAAAUACUAAAAUCUAAAAGACUGGCAGGAGUACACAUCACUUAAAAGUGUUGACCCUUACCUCUAUCUCACACUGAGAAGUGUUUUCCAUGUGUUGAGGAAUGCUGUUGAGUGAGUUCUUUUUGGGAGGGACAUACAAGUUCCAGCAACCGUCUCCUUGCAGAGUAAUUUCUUGGUACAGUGCUUCAUGACAGUUAUGGUCACCGGUGUUUGGGUCAGAGUUUUGUGUAUUUUCUGUGUGAUCGUGGUACCAGAAGUAAGAUGACUUCCCCAUUUCCUCUUGUGAUUGUAUGCGUUAUUGCUUCAGUUAUUUUCAUCCUCAUCUGCGUGUGUCUUCUCACCUGCUGUCUGGCUCCUUGUUGCUUGUGCUACAAAUGCAGAAAACAACGCAACCAAAGACAGAUAGUGGAAGCAAACACUGCAGCCUACAUGCCCCAGCCUCCCUACUCACCAUCUGGAUAUCAAGCUCAGCCUCCAGAUUACCAGGCCGUAGCAGGAUACGAGGGCUCCACUCUGCCCUCCAUCCCGCCACCAUCAUAUUGGGAAAUCAUUUCUCCAACGUACCCAGCUCCUUUUGUACCAGGGCAGGAGAUGUAUCCUCUCACUCCUCCCAGUCAGCCCAGCGCACCUCCACUACCUUCAGAUGAAAUUGCAGAGCCCCCUUACUAUCCUAUAUAACACUGAUCUGAAAGCUUGCUACUCAAUUAAACUGUAUCUCUCAAAGACCUAGUUCAAUCAUUUUGAUAUUGUCAGUGUCAUAAAAACUCACUAUGAGGUGUUAAAUUAGAACUGAUUUACCCAUCAAUGUUUGUGGAGAACUGAAUAUGUACUACUGCUUUAUUGGUGUGUGUAUGUUUGUGUAGCUUUUAUCUUUCUAGCGGACACUCUUGUGUAAAAUGUGAACAAAAGCCAGUUAUCCUGUUCACAUGCAAACAUUUUCUCAUUAGGAUCAAAUAUGCAGUGUGUUCAUAUUCAUUUACCAUUUCUGCAGAAAAGUUCCAUUAGUUCUUGGUUUUUCUUUGUUAAUAUGUUCAGAUUUUGUUGCAAUAAAAGCAUUAUGGGCACAAUAUUCAUAACACUUUUAUGAAUAUUUCUACAUUAUAUAUACAUAUUUCUACAUGUAUAUAUAACGGAUAGCAGAUGUAUGUUUUAUAUAUAUUUGUUUAUUAUUAUAUAUCUCUCCUUUAGAUUUAAGAGUAAAUUGACAAUAAAAGUAUAUGCAAAACAAACAAAAAAUGCGUUUACCUGACAUGAGUGGGAUUUUUAUAGUAACCCAGCAGAGGGCGCCUCUGACCCUUUGUUUUUUAUAUAUAUAUAUUUUUCUAAACCCGUUUCUGCUUCCUGUUUUUCUCUGUUUUUUCCAGUGUAGCAAUGCAUUGUUGGGUGUUAAGUAAAUUUAUGGUCACAAAGUCUGCAUUGUUAUAUUUCUAUUUGGUUGUUAAAUAUUUGCAUAAACUCUGCAGAAGAUCAUGAGUAAACUAUUUUUUUAAAAAACAAA
Molecule: messenger RNA, 3655 nt
Organism: Xiphophorus couchianus (Monterrey platyfish)
Lineage: Eukaryota; Metazoa; Chordata; Actinopteri; Cyprinodontiformes; Poeciliidae
Product: submaxillary gland androgen-regulated protein 3A-like
Exons: 4
Coding region: 2419-2835 (138 amino acids)
Source: RefSeq, a predicted model, not a curated record